This is a messenger RNA of Punctularia strigosozonata HHB-11173 SS5, 1772 nucleotides long. RefSeq lists its product as uncharacterized. The transcript has 3 exons. Bases 273 to 1772 code for a protein of 499 amino acids. The record is from RefSeq and is a predicted model, not a curated record. Lineage: Eukaryota; Fungi; Basidiomycota; Agaricomycetes; Corticiales; Punctulariaceae.
GCCCGAAUCUUAACAUCUCGUUCUGGUUUUCUGUACCUUGACCAUCAAUUAUACGUCCAGCGUAUCGCUGUGAUCGUGCCGACCCGGGAGCUGUCUCACCUCUGAGCGGAAGGCCCACCAAAACGUCUCACCGGUCUCUCCAAGAUCUCCCUAAGGAUACACUCUCCGACGCGUUUAGCUCAAGCAUCGGCAGCUAGCUUAAGGAAGGUUGCCCUAAACUCAGAGAUAAUAAGCAUCAUCGAAUCCCGACGCGUCUGUUGAUCACAGGGAACAUGACACAUACAUACAACCUCCGCGCUCAGCAGUCGCAUCGUCAUUCCUCUCCUCAACCAACUACACAGACCGCGACAACUCGUAGAGCGAAAACCGCCCAAAAAGAGCUUGCCCCUUCGAAUCCUCAGAAGAAGGUCACUGCUCAAGGCCACCCCCGUCGGCCUACGCGACAAAGCAAACGAAGUCGACCUGCAGAAUCCAGUGAAGAGCGCGCUCGAAAGCGAUGCCGGCCGAAUGUCGAACCAUCAGUCUUGGCCUCUGGUUCGCAUACGAGAUUGCCGAAAGAGACAUUCGACCUUCCUCCCCCUCCUACCCGACACGCGAAACGAGACCGACCGGCGGAACCCAGCGAAGGGCGCGUUCGGAAACGACGUCGGCCGAAUGCCGAGUCUGCAAAUUUGGACGUCAGUUCUCAGACGAAAUUACCGGAACAGAGGAGUAGCUUCAAACGAUCCGCGGCGAAGCUAAACCACCUACGAAGAGAUGCGACGGAUGUUUGGAGGAUAGUGGUUCAGACGGAGGAGCUUAUAGCGCGUGCCAGCACUAGCGCCAGGUGUUUGCUUUCGGACGUUAUGCAUCUGGACGCUCGGUGCGAAGAAUCUCCAGUGCAGCGUGGUGCACAUGAGGCCAGAUCCGUACAAAUCGAGUCCUCGACGGAGAAGGUUGAUACCGUGUCCUCGAUGGACGAACAGCAGCCCGAUGACGCACGAAAGGUCGCUGAGGGAGAACUCAAGACCCUCAUCGCAUCUUUCAAGUCUGUCCGGUCCAAGAUCAGUGGCAAUACCGCGAAGGCCUUCUCGAGCGAUGACCUGCGCACCUUAUCCACGCUCUGCGACGACUGGGGCGAGGAGAAUCCGGCUUGGCACGAUUGCCGAUGCAGCGCGAAGCAGCGCAACCGUACCACCGCAGAGUCGUUUCCAAAACCCAGGCCUCGAGUGGGCGUGGACCAACAGGGUCUUCCCUUCCAUGACUGGAGCGCUUGCCCGCACGAAACAUGGCCACCGCGGAGGAUGGGGAAGGAACGAAUCGUUAUGGGCGAGGUUGGCAUUCUAUUCAAUCGUACCGUUGUCACGGACGCGCUUGUCCUUCCAGCACCGCUCCGUCCCCGACGACCACGAGCGUUUGACGAACAGUACCGACCCCAAUUCCACGACAUAACAAGGCCGAUCUAUCGCAUACUUGAACGCUGGCACCGUGUCUAUGGACGAUGUUUGCAAUGCAUCCUUCGGGCAAUCCGGUCGUUCCCCACGUGGAUGAUCGAGGUGGACGAUACGGAUGGUUUCGUGGAUGGGAACCCCGUCUUUAUCAACCUUCUGAACGACGAACUCGCGGAGUGGGAUGAGACGAGCAGGCGAUGGAGAAUUCUUGUGCAGGAUCAUUAUUCCUGGAUACCUGUCCAGGAGUUAGAGACGAAGCCAAGCGAUAGCGCCGCGGAUCCCAAGGUCGUCAAUGGGACGGCCACCACCCAGGUUCCCUACAACCACUGGUCUUGGGCCUGA